AUGAAGAUCGGAGCUCGGAACAUGACCAUCAAGCCCUCGAUCGACGUCAAGAUCUCCAAGAUCAAGGAGCUCCAAACUCGCGGCGAACAACACAAGGCCCUCCAUGCCCAGAAUGAGCUCCGAGCUUACAUGAAGACGGAAGGCUUCAGGCCACUCGCACCGCUCGGCUUGCCCCUCCUCCAGGGAAGUCUCUUCGUCUCCUUCUUUUGGGCCCUGCGUGAGAUGGGCAGCCACCAUCUACCUAGUUUGACUGCCGAAGGUGCCCUCUGGUUCACCGAUCUGACUCUUGCGGGUCCUUGGUAUGGCUUACCGUUGAUCGCUUCUGGUUUGACCCUGCUGAGUGUCGAGACUGCUUCUGAGAUGGGCGGCUUGAAAGCCGGACAGAGCCAAAAGGUCAUGUGGUUCUUACGAGCUGUGAUCGUUGGCACUUUAUGGUUAUUCCAUGACUUACCUUCAGCGGUAUUCCUUUAUUGGUGUACAAACAACAUGUUUUCAUUACUCUGGGGGACGUUUAUCAGGUUGAUCCCGAAAUCUUUAAAAGCCAGAUUAGGUAUCCCCGAUACCAGUGCGAUCAACGCCAGUCAGAACAACUCGACUACGCCCAGUCCCAGCUUCCUCGACGGAUUCAAAGCCGCCGCUUCUUCCCCUUCCUCCAAUCCUUCUCUAGCCACCGCUGAGCAGAAUAACAUCUUGCCUCCUCAACCCCUUCUGUGGCAAAAACCUCCUGCUCCAAAACGCACCAACAAAAAUCCUCCUAAAAAACCCAAUAAUGCCACUACUUAA
Molecule: messenger RNA, 783 nt
Organism: Puccinia triticina
Lineage: Eukaryota; Fungi; Basidiomycota; Pucciniomycetes; Pucciniales; Pucciniaceae
Exons: 3
Coding region: 1-783 (260 amino acids)
Biological process (GO): protein insertion into mitochondrial inner membrane from matrix; mitochondrial respiratory chain complex IV assembly
Cellular component (GO): mitochondrial inner membrane
Molecular function (GO): membrane insertase activity
Source: RefSeq, a predicted model, not a curated record